This is a messenger RNA of Colletotrichum godetiae, 2600 nucleotides long. RefSeq names its product fungal-specific transcription factor. Bases 23 to 2128 code for a protein of 701 amino acids. The record is from RefSeq and is a predicted model, not a curated record. Gene Ontology annotation, molecular function: RNA polymerase II cis-regulatory region sequence-specific DNA binding; zinc ion binding; DNA-binding transcription factor activity, RNA polymerase II-specific. Gene Ontology annotation, cellular component: nucleus. NCBI's taxonomy places the organism in Eukaryota, Fungi, Ascomycota, Sordariomycetes, Glomerellales, Glomerellaceae. The transcript has a single exon. Gene Ontology annotation, biological process: DNA-templated transcription; positive regulation of transcription from RNA polymerase II promoter by galactose.
CCGCUCGGCCUCUCUUGACCCGAUGUCAUCUAACCUCUCUGACAGCCGCUGUGAUGGCCAGCAACCAUGCGGCCAAUGUCUCUCAAGCCGGGCGCCCAAACGCUGCUUUUAUGACAAGCACAGACAGCGCGUCAUCCCUUCGCGCAAGACGCUCGAGGCACUCUCACAGUCUCUCGAGGAAUGCCGCUCUGUUCUCAAGCGCCUCUUUCCCCAUCAAGACGUACAGUCACUACUUCCAUUAUCUCGCCACGAUCUUCUUGGUCUACUCGAACAUCCGGUCCUGGACACGCCAACCGCGCUCCCUUCACCGCCUCUCAACACGUCCCCCCUCUCACAGGAACUAGACUCCCCGGUUUGCUCCGGCUCCGAGCGGGGCUUCUCAAGCCUCGAGCUCAUGCCUGGCCGGGAUACAGAGUGGGACGAAGAACGCCGCGUGCGCGAUCCCAUCCCUAUUGAGGCCGACGAUGUGAACGCUCUUUCGCUCUCCGUGGACCGGCAAUCAUCAUAUCUCGGCGCCUCUUCGAUCAAAGCCGCACUCAUGUGCCUCAUGAAGGUUCAGCCGGCACUCCGCAAUGCGCUCAGCAUGCCGCUCCAGACCGCCGAAGUCGCACACAGCUUCCCAUCCAUGCAACAGAGAGGCGCCGUGCCUAAGGAGACCCAACGCAUCCCGUGGUCAUGGAAGGGGCAGACGCUCAUUGACGCUUACUUCAAGCGCAUUCACGUCUUCGUUCCCAUGCUGGACGAGGCCGCUUUCCGAGCCGAUUAUCUGGAAGGCCAGCGCUUUGAUGCCCCCUGGCUAGCACUGCUGAACAUGGUCUUUGCCAUGGGCAGUAUCGUCGCCAUGAAGUCGGACGAUUACAACCACAUCAACUACUAUAACAGGGCCAUGGAGCAUCUGCCCAUGGAUGCCUUUGGCAGUAGCCAUAUCGAAAUGGUGCAAGCCCUCGCGCUGAUUGGAGGCUACUAUCUACACUACAUCAACAGACCCAACAUGGCCAAUGCCGUCCUCGGCGCCGCCAUAAGAAUGGCGAGCGCCCUCGGUCUUCACCGAGAGAGCCUGGCUCAAGGGUCGAGCGACAUCGCUGCCGCCGAGACCAGACGCCGCACAUGGUGGAGUCUCUUCUGCCUUGACACGUGGGCCACGACAACCAUGGGACGACCCUCAUUCGGGCGAUGGGGUCCUGCCAUCAACAUCCGGCCCCCAGAGUUUGGAAUCAACCAGGGCCGGGACUCUGCGCAGCACGCUGGCAUCUUGCCGCUCAUCGAAAACAUCAAGUUCUGCAAGAUUGCCACGCAGAUCCAGGACCUGUUGGCUAUUUCGCCCCUCCUGCGUGCGGAAGACCGUUGCAACCUCGACAGACAGCUGGUCAACUGGUACAGUAGCCUACCAUGGCUCCUGAGGACGACCGACCCCUGCGCCGAGCCGCUGUACAUUGCCCGGUGCAUCAUGAAGUGGCGAUACCAGAACUUGCGGAUGCUCCUCCACCGACCCGUCCUGCUUAGCCUGGCUAGCAACGGCUCGCUGUCUCACGUGGCGGAGCAGGACGUCGCAGCCAUUGAGACGUGCCGCGAGCUCGCGAAGCAGACCAUUGAGGACAUUGCCCGGGAAUGGACUCGCAACCAAAUGUCUGGAUGGAACGCUGUGUGGUUCCUCUACCAGGCGGCCAUGAUCCCGCUGGUCAGCACGUUCUGGGAAUGGAAUAGCCCGCGCGUGGCCGACUGGCACCAGCAGAUCGAGACGAUCCUCGACUUGCUGGAGGCCAUGGAGGAUUGGUCAUUGGCGGCGAAGCGUAGCCGAGAGGUCGUGUGGCGAAUGUACGAAGCCUCGAGACAGCCGUCGAUGCGGUCAGAGAGCCCUCUGCAAGGGUUGGCGGGCGAGCAAGGGAUGCUGAUGGCGGAGGCGGAGCUGCACAUGUCACCCAUCGGCCUGGAGCCGGAAGGGAUGGGCAUGAUGAGCAUGCUCGAUCAGCAUGGACUAUGGGAUAUGGACGGCAUGUAUUGGGGCCAGGGUCCUGACCAGGCCGUCGACUUUUCCCCAUACAACGUCAACGAGCAUAUGAUGCACAUGGACUACGGUAUGAUGGGCAGCCAGGUAGCCGGCAUGGAGGGCGGCUUCUUCGUCCAUUGAAUGUGUCUGAUUGGGUAUUUGCUAAGGCUUUGUUUUCUGGCACAUAUCUUUUCUCUCUUUCUGGUACAUACUUGGAUCCCUGAUGCUAGGAUUGGGACACUUGGCGGAGGGCACUAUAGCCGAAGCCAGAGAUGCUGUACAUAAGCUCGCAUGUCCAAAAGGGUGAGCAAAACCAGUGCUCGGAGUUUCUGGAACGUACGCCGGUCACAUUGACGGGGCAAAAAAGAAAAGGGGGAGAAAAGAGGAGGGUGGCGGGCGCCUGAAAGCAUGGAAAACGGGACACGAGGCGGGCAAAGGUUACUGGAAACGCCCCGAAAUGACGAUGACGAUUUUACGUAUGACCUGCAAUCAAACGAGACCCUAGAAGAAUACAGACUGUGACAAGAGAGCCUGAAGCUCAAUCUAACCCCGGGCCCGGCCGGCCGUUGGCAACAAUGACAUCGGCCACGUGUGUUUUGCCAUGCGGGUCGCU